Molecule: messenger RNA, 1170 nt
Organism: Candidozyma pseudohaemuli
Lineage: Eukaryota; Fungi; Ascomycota; Pichiomycetes; Serinales; Metschnikowiaceae
Exons: 2
Coding region: 1-1170 (389 amino acids)
Biological process (GO): mitochondrial L-ornithine transmembrane transport
Molecular function (GO): L-ornithine transmembrane transporter activity
Source: RefSeq, a predicted model, not a curated record
AUGUCUGUGGACGAGUCACUUAGCAGAAAAGUCAAGGAUAUCGCUGCCGGAUUCGUCGGCGGCGCCACACAGGUCCUCAUUGGCCAGCCAUUCGACUUGGUGAAAAUCAGGCUCCAAACGAGCCCCAGCGGUGCAACCUCCACCUCCAUCGUCAGACUGGUGCUCCAGAAAGAGGGCCCAUUGGCGUUCUACAAAGGCACCUUGGCGCCGCUUUUCGGCGUGGGCGCGUGUGUUUCGCUUCAAUUCUACGGCUUUCUCGAAACAAAGCGCCAGUUGCUCAAGCGCCUGGGCAAUCUGGAGCUUCUGCUUUGGCCUCAAACGUAUCUAGCAGGUGCGGCCGCAGGAUUGGUAAAUUCGCCUGUCACCGCGCCAGUGGAACAACUCAGAAUCCUCAGCCAGGCGUCCACGAAAUCCACCUCGCUCCAGGAAACCGUGCGCGCCAUCUGGCGCCAGCAGGGCACUCGUGGGUUGUACCGUGGCCUUGGAGUCACUGUGGUGCGUGAGUGUCAGGCCUACGGUGUGUGGUUCAUGAGUUACGAGUGGUUGUUGCAGACGGUGGUGAAGCAGCGUGGGUACAAAGGGCGUGACGACGUGACGACUCCCGAAUUGUUGUUAUGUGGUGCCGCAGCGGGCAAUGCCUUGUGGUUGUCGAGUUAUCCGUUGGACGUGAUAAAGAGUAAUGUUCAGACCUUAAUGGCCAAUAAGGCCGCCUUUGUGCUUCCCGUUAGAACGUUUCUUUUCGGCUUCUUGUCACAGUUCAACAAGAAACUCAUAUACCCACCAAACCCUGACCAGAUCACCACCAAGAACAGACUCUUCCCCACAUACAUUGAGAACUCCACCGAGCUCGGUAACAUCAUCUUGACGAAAGAGCCAUUGUUGCUCAACUUCACCAUGCCAGGUGACGAAAAGUGCAAUAAAGUGACGCAGUCGUUGUUCGACAUCCUCAGCGAUAAGUCCAAGUACCCAUUGGCAGUGGAUAAACUGGUCUCUUUGGCCAACAUCGCCUGUGACGGACCAGGUGGAAGAGAGCUUCAGCAAAACUAUGCUGUGAGCAAGAUCCCUACGGUCGUGUUGUUGAAGAAACAGAUGGUGGUCGAUAGAUUCAUUCCAUCAGACGUCGGUCGCUCCGAGGCUGAGCUCUCCGAAUGGAUCAAAUCAUCUUACUAA